This is a messenger RNA of Lotus japonicus, 402 nucleotides long. Its product is annotated as secreted RxLR effector protein 78-like. Bases 1 to 402 code for a protein of 133 amino acids. NCBI's taxonomy places the organism in Eukaryota, Viridiplantae, Streptophyta, Magnoliopsida, Fabales, Fabaceae. The transcript has a single exon. The record is from RefSeq and is a predicted model, not a curated record.
AUGUUUAAAGUAAUUUCCAAGGUCCUUGCAAACAGAAUUAAAGGUGUGCUAUCUGAUUUAAUUGAUGAGUGUCAAUUUUAUUUUGUUGGUGAAAGGAAUAUGCAGGUCAGUGUACUGGUUGCAAAUGAGGCCAUUCAUGAGGCAAAGAGGAGAAAAAUGUCAACUUUUGUUCUAAAAGUUGAUUAUGAAAAGGAUUAUGAGUCUGUUGAAUGGAGCUUUCUGUUUUACAUGCUCAAAAGGAUGAAUUUUGGUGAAAACUGGGUGAGGUGGAUACGAGGAUGCUUGGAGUCUUCGACAAUAUCUGUAUUAGUGAAUGGCAGUCCAUCAGAAGAGUUCAAAUUGGAAAAAGGUCUUCGCCAGGGUGACCCCCUUGCGCCCUUUUUAUUUAUAAUUAUUUCAUAG